Sungouiella intermedia is the source of this 1494-nucleotide messenger RNA. Lineage: Eukaryota; Fungi; Ascomycota; Pichiomycetes; Serinales; Metschnikowiaceae. The record is from the annotation of a GenBank genome assembly.
AUGAAAUUAUUCCCAGUUUCUGGAGUCAGAUCUUUGACACAGUAUUAUCAAAUUCGAAGAUCCUCCUCCUCGGUUUUUAGUGCUCUACAGCAAGGACCAGUAAACUCUCAAGUUAUUGAUGAACUUCUCAAGAACAAAAUCUUCUCAGAUGUGGAGCUUGCGGACCUCCACAAGAUCUUAAAAUCCGACGUGUCUUCAGAAGUGGCCAACGAAGUCUUGCGUUAUGGUUUGCCUCAAGAUUUCUCUCUCUAUCAUACCCUUUCCAAGCUUGAAAAAUCACACCCGUGGAAUGAUCAAGCUCUUCUUUCACUUAUAGAAAGCAAUCCGGGAAGAGUCAGCACGCUGUUGGAGCUAGCAAAGAAGCAUUCGAACGGAUCAGUGAGCCAUGCUAUACGACAGGCUAUCCUCAAAAAAUUGUUAUAUGGUGAGAAGGUGGAGUUGAGAGAUGGUGAGUUUGUCCUCGAUGAAGAGAACAUCACCAAGGCCAUCGGAAUCCUCAAUGAGCUCGAUGGUGUCUGGUCCAACGAGGAGUUCAUGGACACGAUUUUUGACUUUCUUGUUUCCAACAAUGCAGCAGCCGGUUUGAGUCUUUUGGAGCUUGAGGGUGUGGUGGAGUGGUUGAAUCACCAGAAGCUUGCAUCGGUAUCGGACAAGGCAGCAUUUUUGCAUGUUGCCAGAAUCGUCUUUGAUGCCAAUCCUCAGCUACUAUCCAAGGAGACGUUGAGCAAGAUUUUGGGGUUCAGUGCAGAAGUAAAGACGUUUGAGCAUGAAACGAAAGCGAUUGGUAUUCUUACACGUCUUGGAUUCUCGAAAGACAAACUCCAUGAGAAUGUUCAGCAAAUGAAGCAAUUUUCCGAGGAUGUGUUGAAUUACAUUGAAAGCGGACACCUUGAUUUGGAUAAGAAGGAUGCAGAGGCGUUGCUUUUGAGGAUGCAGCUCAUCACCACUUACGGUAUCGAUCAGAACAACAUUCAGAAAGCACUUGAGAAGUUCCACACGUAUCAGUCACUCGAGAAGUUUGGAAUUGAGCUCGUACAGAGCAGACUCGUUCAAGCAUUCUGCUACCAGUCAUUCAAACACUUUGAUGAGAUGUCUUACAAAAUUGCCGAGACAUUGAUUGUAGCAGACGAGCUUCCGGUGUCAACAAUCUGUCAACUUAUCCUUGCAUCCAGCCAGUUUGACGGUGAACGUUCGCUCCAAAUCUACAACGACUACAUCGGUCAGGUGUCAAAAAAGCUCAAUCCUGAUACUCAAAUAUCAGCUGCUGGAAAGCUCACACAGGCUAUGAUGAUUGCUAGUGUUUAUGAGAACGAUCGAGAGUUUGCUCAACUAUUAUUUGAGAAAGCCGUGACUGCGGGAAUAGUUAACGAGGAAGAAAUUCCUGCCUUGAAAAGCGUGCUUAAGGUCUACGGACAAGCAUUUGAGGAAGAUUCUUGGGAGAAGGCAAAGCCAAUUUUGCUGGAGUAUGUUCUUGCCAACAUCAAGUCUAUGUGA